This is a messenger RNA of Paramecium sonneborni, 935 nucleotides long. The record is from the annotation of a GenBank genome assembly. Lineage: Eukaryota; Ciliophora; Oligohymenophorea; Peniculida; Parameciidae.
AUGAAAUAAUUUUUAGUAGCUGCUUUAACAAUUUUAUUCAUGACAACAGGAUAUUACCAUUUAUCUGUUAAUAAUAAAUCAGAUUUUGAAAAUUGGGCUUUAAAAAAUAACAAAUACUAUACAGAUAAGGAAAAGUUGUUUAGAAUGGAAAUCUAUAAUUCUAACAAAAAAAUGAUUGAAUAACACAACUAAAGAGAAGAUGUGAGUUAUAAAAUGGGAGAAAAUCAAUUUAUGAGUCUUACUAAUGAAGAAUUCCUUGAGCUUUAUUUAUAAAAAUAAGAUGAUUUAAAAGAUAUAAUAUAAUAGGAAAUACAAGAAAUAAAAUAUUAAAGAUUAACUGCUGUGGAUUGGAGAAACUACACUACAGUAAAAAAUCAAGGAGAAUGUAAUUCAGGAUGGGCAUUUUCUGUAAGUAAUUCAUUAGAAUCAUGGUAUGCUAUAAAAGGAUUUCAAAAAAUAAAUGCAUCAACAUAAUAAAUAGUUGAUUGUGAUUAAUAGUCAUGGGGAUGUGCUGGAGGUCAUAAUUAAUAUGCUUUGGAUUAUGUAUAAAGAGUAGGAUUAAUGAGUAGUUCAAAUUAUCCAUAUGUUGCUAAGAACUAAACUUGUAAAUAAACUAGAAAUGGUACUUUCUUUAUUAAUGGUUAUACAUAUAUUGGAGGAUCAUAAUGGUCUGUAUAUCAAUAUCUGAGUGAUUAUCCAGUAUCAGUUGGUAUUGAUGCAACUAAUUGGUAAUUUUAUUCAUCAGGAUUAUUUAUGAAUUGCUCAUCAAAUCCAAAUGCAACUAAUCAUUAUGCUUUAGCAGUUGGUUUUGACACUGCUAAUAAUUGGAUAGUCUAAAAUUCAUGGGGAACUACAUGGGGAGAAAAUGGACAUAUUAGACUAUAUCCAAAUAACACAUGCGGAAUAGUCAAUUAUGCUUUUUAAAUUUAUUGAAU